This is a messenger RNA of Tarenaya hassleriana, 772 nucleotides long. Its product is annotated as peroxisomal membrane protein PMP22. Lineage: Eukaryota; Viridiplantae; Streptophyta; Magnoliopsida; Brassicales; Cleomaceae. Gene Ontology annotation, cellular component: membrane; cytoplasm. The transcript is spliced from 7 exons. The record is from RefSeq and is a predicted model, not a curated record. Bases 43 to 612 code for a protein of 189 amino acids.
AAAAACGGAGCCCCUGUUUCAGAGAUCAAGAGAACCUGUGAAAUGGGAUCAUUACCGAAGAAGACUCUGCAGCAAUACCUGUCGCAGCUUCAGCGAUACCCCCUAAGGACAAAGGCAAUUACUGCGGGAGUUUUGUCAGGUGUUAGUGAUGUGGUUUCGCAGAAACUCUCAGGCAUACAAAAGAUUCAGCUGAGAAGGCUUCUUCUCAAAGUGCUGUUUGGCACUGGCUUUCUCGGACCGUUUGGGCAUUUCUAUCAUAUACUUCUAGACAAGAUAUUUAAAGGGAAGAAAGACACCAAGACCAUUGCAAAGAAGGUGGUCGUUGAACAACUGACAUCGUCCCCGUUGAACCACUUGCUUUUUAUGAUAUAUUACGGAGUCGUCAUUGAAGGAAGGCCUUGGGUUCAUGUAAGAGACAAUAUCAAGAAGAACUACCCUUCGGUCCAGCUCACGGCUUGGACGUUCUUCCCAGUCGUGGGAUGGAUAAACCACCAGUACGUGCCGCUGCAUUUCCGCGUCAUCUUCCACAGCCUCGUUGCCUUCUUUUGGGGAAUUUUCCUGAACCUCCGGGCAAGAUCAAUGACACUGGCAUUGGCUGCAAAGGCAAAAUGAAACAGCGAAAUCGUUCACGAAAAACUUGGUAUUCAGAAUAAUGGCUUCUUGAUAUCCACCUUUAUUCAAGAUUGGAGAAACAUGUUCCGUAUUGAAUCUGUGUAAAGAAAUUUGAAGGAGAGAGCAUUUCAUUUCUUUCAAAUUAUUAUUACAGCGAUUA